This is a messenger RNA of Kluyveromyces marxianus DMKU3-1042, 1212 nucleotides long. It is a transcript of the gene CST26, whose product is annotated as putative acyltransferase. The transcript has a single exon. The coding region runs from base 1 to 1212 and encodes 403 amino acids. NCBI's taxonomy places the organism in Eukaryota, Fungi, Ascomycota, Saccharomycetes, Saccharomycetales, Saccharomycetaceae. Gene Ontology annotation, molecular function: acyltransferase activity. Gene Ontology annotation, cellular component: endomembrane system. The record is from RefSeq and is a predicted model, not a curated record.
AUGAUCAAGAUUAUAUUGUAUCGAAUUUAUAAAGUAAUAGUAACAUUGGCAUCAAUUGUCAUAUUUGUUCAAGGUGCUUUAUCCAUUGUGAUAUACCAGUAUAUCAUUAACUUUUUCUACAGGGGCAAUCUCGCCAAACGGCAAAAGUACCUCAAUAAGACUAAGAAGCGGUUUAUUCUGUUGUUGGUGACGAUUUUAUCAAUGGUUGCGCCUUCCCAAGUCAGAAUCACGUCGGAGAAUAAAAGCAUUCCUAAGGGAAGCAUAUAUAUGGAUAGGAAAAAGGGGCGGUUGGUGUCUAAAGCACGCUCUAAUGCUGUUGUUAUAGCCAAUCACCAGAUAUAUACUGAUUGGGUGUUCUUAUGGUGGUUGGCUUAUGCUUCAAACCUAGCUGGCGAUGUCUACAUUAUGUUAAAGAAGUCGUUAGAGUCGAUACCGUUACUGGGUAAAGGUAUGCAAAACUACAAGUUUAUCUUCAUGAACAGAAAAUGGGAGCAGGAUAAGAUAAAUUUGACCAAUAUUUUGAACGAGUUAGAUCUAGACGCCCGCGGUGUCGGACUUAUCGAUGGAAACACUCCAGUUAAUAAAACGGAGGAAGGUAUAUAUGAAUGGGACGAGACAAAGGUUGUGAGACCGGGAGAGAAGUGGCCAUAUUGGUUGAUUCUCUUCCCAGAAGGUACAAAUCUCAGUGCUGGUACUAGAGCCAAAAACAAUCAAUAUGCAGCCAAGAAUGGCCUCAAACCCUUCAGACAUGUCUUACUCCCAAGGACUACAGGCUUGAAGUUUUGUUUAAAACAGCUUCGGAAAAGUUGCGAGUAUGUUUAUGAUAUAACGAUUGCGUAUUCGGGCAUAAAUUCUGAUCAAUAUGGUCAGGACAUCUAUAAGCUAGGAAAUAUAUUCUUGAAAGGGGAGUCGCCAAAACUUGUCGAGAUUUACAUCAGAGCUAUAAAGCUUGAAGAUAUACCCUUAGAGGAUGACGAUAAAUUUCAAGCAUGGCUAUUCGAGGUUUGGAAGUUCAAAGAUGAUUUGAUGGACACAUAUUAUAAAACAGGAAACUUUGGAUUAGAUCUUGAUCUUAACUCCUCUGUAACCGGCCCUUGUAGGGUUAGUGUUAUGUCUGUCAUUUCAAUUUUGCUCUUCCCAGUGUUGACACUGAUUCCAUUAAUUUAUCUUUUAUUCACAAAGUUGCACUCUCUCUUACCUGCUCACACUUAG